Temnothorax curvispinosus is the source of this 6116-nucleotide messenger RNA. RefSeq names its product scavenger receptor class B member 1-like. Lineage: Eukaryota; Metazoa; Arthropoda; Insecta; Hymenoptera; Formicidae. The transcript has 8 exons. The record is from RefSeq and is a predicted model, not a curated record. Bases 1551 to 3293 code for a protein of 580 amino acids. Gene Ontology annotation, cellular component: membrane; cytoplasm. Gene Ontology annotation, molecular function: scavenger receptor activity.
UUCUAUAAAGCAAAGCAGUGCGGCUUUACAAUAUCAUAUAAAUAUGUAAUAAUAUGUUUAUAAACUUGGUUCUGUCCUCCGGGGCGAAGCCCGGCGGGGCAUGCUAGUAUGUUUAUAAACUUGGUUCUGUACAUAUGACGUUGAACGGCGGUAUGUUGUAUUAUUUAAGAACUUAGAGGGCAAUACAACUCAUAUAAGCAAUAUUAUGGGCAACCAAGUGAAUAAAAUUGAAGAUAAAUCAAAUUUUAAAUUAAAUUCUCGGCCGCUCUCCUCACUUCAAUUUCCCUUUGUAAUACCUUCAAUCCGUCGGGAAGUAGUUAUGCUCAAUCGGCUCAUACUUUCUCCGGAGUAUGCGAGCGUUUUCAAGAUUACCGCGCGCAACAUCGUUUCGUCUGAUGUUGCGGUCGUAAUUGCUUCAUAUACGUCUUCUAGUCUCUAAUUUAUAACGCUCAUAAAGGCGCUUUCCUUGUUAUAUUUUUUUUUUCAUUCAUAAAAGAGUGCAUUAUACUCUCGAAUCAUAAACAAAUCCGAAUGCAGCGCGCUCGGCCCUGUCGCCAUGCGACGCAUACGGGCGAUCCCGGUGAAUUCAUCCGUUCCGAGAAGGCGAGCGCGCGGCCACAAAGGGCAGGGCAGGCGGUAUAUCCUGAAACGCGAACGUCUGUUGACCGUUGAACGAAUAACCUUGGGAUAUCGCCUCCUCUCCCCUGGAUCGAAGAUUCGAGAAGCUACGGCUUCUAACAGGUACCACGAGCUCCUAGAGGUGGGAUUGCGAUCUCGUGACUCGAUUGGAUGGUGUUCCACGUGCUUGCCGGUCACCACCAACGCCGCCGCCGCGACGGCUACUAAGCGACAAGAGCGCGACCACACAUGUGUAGUGGGAGCACGAUAUUUUUCAAAUCUGUACCGAUCCGCGCCGCCACUCUUGCACCGAGACGUAUGCCGCACGUACAUAUCGCACCGGCAUCGGGGAUCAGACAUACGACAGGCGGUGGAAGAGGUUUACAGAAGUCAAACGAUUCCGUGCGAUCAGCGAGGUACCACGAGAGCUCCUCGUGCAACACUCUCUGAAACAUCCGUCGGAAUUAAGGGGAAAACAAUAUUACUUGCCGAGCAAUAUUAACUUCGAAGCGCGCGUUGUUGACUUUGGAAAUCGUAUAACCGAAUUCCACGCGGAUAUUUCUUUUGGUCCCGGAAACGUCGGUCGAAGGCUGCGAUCGUACGCAAGGACGCGAGGAAGUCUACGUCAAAGUCGGAAUCCGCACGAGGAAAAAGUGAAGGGCCUUUAAAGUAAAGGCCGAAAAUCGGGAGUGUUGAAAUAUCCGCGCGUAUAAUCGGCGGGCGGAUUUUCUCGUCGUGAAAUUACACGGCAUUGUAAAUCGCGACGUGCACAAGCCGUAAUCAAGCCGUGUGCCACCGAAGUGGAGACCCGCCUUUAUCGUCAGCCGCGCGAGCCUGCCGUUACUACUGGAAUCGCCGACGAUACCUAGAUCUCGUCGCGGAAUAGAUAAAGCCUCCCCUUUAAUAUCGCGCCGAGGCUGAACUUGCCGAAGAUGAAGGAUCUCAUGGUGAUCUGGAACACCUUGUCGCGCCGUCAAAUAUACUCGUCAGUGAACAACAACCCCAAUGGCGAUAAACAGGUCGAGCAGGACGAGACGCGAACGCUGGCGCACCUUCAAAGAAAGUCCUCGGUGGUGGUGAAUAAAUUCUUCAAUGCCGCUCUACCGGUGGGUGCCGAUGGCAGACAAAGAUGGUCGAAACAUACCUUCAUACUGAUGACUCUCGGCCUACUUAGCCUGGUAUGCGGCUGUCUUACCCUGCUGUAUCACCCCUAUGAAUUAAUCUUCAAGUGGAAACUGCCCUUCGGCAAUGGCGGCGAGACUUUCGAGUUAUGGCGAAAACCCGAGGUCGACCUCUACCUCAAGGUUUACCUGUUUAACGUAACAAAUCGCGACCAAUACCUGAGCGGCGAGGAAAGCAAGCUACGAUUCCAAGAAGUUGGGCCCUACGUGUACAAAGAAACCUUCGAGCACGCAAAGGUAGUUUUCAAUGACAAUGGUACGCUAUCGGCGGUACCAAUGCAUCCACUGACAUACAUUCCGGAAAUGAGCAACGGCACGGAAGAGGACCUCGUAAUAAUGCCGAAUAUCGCGCUAUUCAGCAUCACGAAUGUGAUGAGAGACGCCUCAUACAUAUCCAGAUGGGGCCUCAACACGCUGAUCCGUCGGACGGAUACUCAACCCCUGGUUCAAAUGACCGCACAUGAAUUUAUGUUCGGCUACCAAUCGACUCUGGUUACCCUUGGCAAUCACGUAAUGCCCGCCUGGAUCAAGUUCGAUAAAUUAGGAUUAAUCGAUAGGAUGUACGAUUUCGAAGGUGAUUACGAGACGAUUUACACGGGAGAGACCGAUGUCCGAAUGACAGGCUUGAUCGAUACGUAUAAUGGGGACGUGAACCUGCCGCAGUGGACUGGUAAAUGCGCGAAUGUGCAAGGUGCGAGCGACGGCGUUAAGUUCCCGAGCUACAUCGAGCCUAACGACACGAUCCUCUUCUUUCGCAAGAGCCUCUGCCGAAGCGAACGAAUGAUACGAGUCGGAGAAAAGGUGAUUCAGGGCCUGGAUACGUACCAAUACACGUUCAUGGAGAACGAAUUGGAUAACGGCGCAGUGAACCCAGAAAACAAAUGCUUCUGUCGUGAAGGAGUCUGUCUGAAGCCUGGCUUAAUCGAUGUGACCGAUUGCUAUUACGGAUUUCCGAUCGCCCUGUCGUACCCGCACUUUUACCAGAGCGACCCGUCACUGCUGGAAGCGGUCGACGGAUUGAACCCCACGAAGGAGCGGCACGAAUCCUACUUCUUCAUCCAGCCGAAGUCCGGGAUACCCGUGGAUCUGGCAGCCCGAUUUCAAAUUAAUAUGGCUCUACAGAAUAUCGAACACAUGGCUCGAGUGGAGAAGUUCUCCGAGUUGACGCUUCCGUUGCUGUGGUUCGAAAUUGGAAUGUACAAGCUGCCGAAAAGCAUGAACAUCCGUUUUUGGUUUUACCUGAAUGUCAUGCCAGUCAUGGAGGAAAUAAUAAUGUAUGUGCUAUUCCUUUCCGGAUCAAUGUUGCUCGUCUGGAGCGUCAUGAGGAUACUGUUUUACCAAACGAAGAAAUCGUCGUCGGAAUGGCUAGAAAUGGAAAGGCAGCGACGAAAGACGCAGACAAACAAGCAAACCGAACAGAAGGCGAAAGAUACGGAGGCGUACAGCUCGCUUUUGACUUCCGCCGAUCCGAAUCUGACGUUAAUAAUGGCGUAAUUAUACAUCAAUACAUCGAUCGAGCUUUAAUGAGAACGAGCAGGACAUUAUUUCUUCAAUAGCUUUCUGGCCACUAUUCUUAUUAGUUUGCUAUUGGCGAAACAGUGCAAAUACAGUAAAGUAAAUUAUUUUGCUAUAUUUAUAUACUGUCAUUCUUACUGCAUACCGGAUAUCCGAAUUACACUAUCGUUAAAGUGUUAAUGUCACGAUAUCCGGAAUCACAUCAUUCGAUUUAAUCAAUUUCGAUUAGAUCAAUCCACGAACGCUUCCAUUUUUAUACUUUUGAUAUAACUGGUGUUGUUAAUAAUUAAUGAAAAUAACACCCGAUAUUUUCCCCCGAUAACUUUUCGGUACUUCAUAUUUUCCAUAAUCAUCGUUAACAAUUUUAUUGCACAAAGUUGUUUCUUAAUUUAUAUAUAGGAUAAACUUAAUACAGAGAUAUGCAAGUUUUAAUACCAAUGUUUAUCUACGUUCUAGUAUUGAGCAAAGCUAUUUUUUUCCUCAUAACGUAGCUCGUCAUAUAUAAUGAUAUUUCUCAUAUGCCAAAUUAUAUAAAUAUCAACUUCUCGCAUCACUGUAAUGUUUUACUAGAAAUUAAAAAAAAUUAAAUUUCUCUUUAAAAAAUUUUUUUUAAACUUUUUAUAAAAAAUUCUUACAAAAUUGUGUCUUGCACUGAAUUUGUACUUUUAAUGAGGGAAGGAUUAAUAUAUUGUUUUUUUUUUUAUCAAGACAUUUAGCUUCAUCGAUUUGAUAUCCUAAGAUUCAUGUAUUACAUAUUUCUUAAAGGAACAAUUUAAUACCGAAGCAAUUUGAUCAGUUAUUAUAUUAGAAUUAUACCCAAAGACAGCUGAGAAUAGCAAAAGACAUUAUUUACGCGCAAUAAAUGCAUAAAAAGUCACAAAAAAGUAGAAUCAAAAAAGAAAAGAGAUAUAACGUUGCUAUUACAGUGAAGCUAUUUCAUCACUAUCUAAUAUACACGCUGAAUCAUAUCAUUCCAAUCUCAUAGUCGGAAUCAUUUUAAUCACACAAUCGGAAUGACGCAUCUGUUCUUUUUCAUUCCACUUCUAUCCUUUUUCAGAAAUUGCAUCAAUUAAAAUACAUUAAGUUUUCUAAAUAAAAUAAAUGAGAUUUCAUUAAAGAAUUAGAAAAAGAAGCUGUAAUCUGCAUAAACUUCAUCUGAAGAAAUUUUUGUAACUCUUUGAUGAGGAUUAUGUAAUGAAGAUAUUUCAUAUAUUCAUGUUAAAUAUGCCAAUAGUGCUUCAUUACUGCUAAGUAAACCUCAAUUGCUGUACAUCAAAUAACAUGGCAUGCUAAUAAUCAUGUCUGUGAUUUCGUUUUGCUCUCUUAUUUUGGAACAGUAUUUAAAAAAAAUAUAACAUAGCGGACUUCUAUAAUAUAGAUAUAACACAGAAUACUACAUCAACAUAUACAUAAGAAUACAUUUGUCGCCAAGCUCAAAUCUGAACAGUUAACGGAUAUUAAAUCGACGAUUGCUCAAUUUUUAUAUAACGUAUAAUAUUUAGAAAUAGAAAUAAUUUAAUAACGUUAACAAAACAAAGAAAAUCGCAUUUAAAAAGUCAUCGUUUUAACUAUUCUAGUUCCUCAGAUGGAAAUGAAUAAGAUUAAUCAUCGAUCAUUUUUUAAACGCGUAUACGUAUUGUACUUGAACAUCCAUAAAGUAAAUAUCUAUAAAUUAGUCUAUAUUUAAUAUUACCACUUGGAAUCAUUUAACUUCUUUAAUUUAUUUAAUUUUUGAUAUUUUGCAUUUUCUUCUCUUUUAUUUUAGAAAGAAAGUCGCAUUUGCUGGAAACUUGCCAUUUAUUAAAUAAUAGUCGGUAAAAUUCCGAAAUUCCAUAGAGAGAUAUUCCAAGUAGUAGUAUUAAGUGAUUUACUCUGUAUAAUCCAGAGAUCUCAGAUACGUGUCACAUAUGGGUUACUUUCCUCUUCACAUAGACAGCGAUCCAAUUGUUAUAACACGAGCUCGUGACAAAAAUAUGGAGAGAACCUCAAGCCGACUUGGGGAUAUCAUUCAUCAAAUUAUUCAAUUUUUAAUUUUCAUUAUUCCUUUUUAAAUCAAUUAUCUUAUUAGAGCUAAUAGUUUUAACCGGACAACAUGCUGUACAAAAUUUUUAAUUCAUCAUUUAAAAUUAAAAUAGCUUUUAUUUAUUUCCGUAAUAUGACAUAAUGAGUUAGUGACCCUAUAUGUAGCAAUAUACUUAUAAUCUGCAUUGCAGAUUUCUUUACCUCAUUGUAAAUAUGUAAAUAAUUAGUGAAUCAUUAAAUGUGUAAUGUGCACUGAAAUGUUAAUACUUACUGAGAACUUCAUACGUGUCUUUAAUACUAAAAACAAAUUGUAAAAAAAAAUUAAUAGAGAUAAGAUAUCAUAUAUCUUUAUCGUUUGUAAAAAGAAACCGAACUUUUUAUACGUUUCUUAUACGAAUUAAGGAAAUUAAGCACAAUAGGGGAGUAGCAAAAGUUUAGUAUAUAUAGGUCAUAAAUAAAUAUAUAAGUACACGAACGAUAGUUCUCUGCGAGAAAUAUUUUUCUCUGACAUAUCUUGCCUUAUUUAUUACAAAUAUUGAAGAUAUAAAUUUAAUAUUAAGUGUGUUAAGUAUAUGCUCGCAAUUACAUGUUUAAUAAAAUACUUAGAAAUAAGAAUAUGUUUCGUAAUAACCUGCGGGUAGGAUAUGACGUAAAUUUUAGAAAGCGUCUUUUUUACAUUUAUAACGUGUGAUGAUGUUAUAAAUUUCCUAAAAAAAAUAUCCAUCAAAUGUGUGAUAACCAAGCUAAUAAAAUAUACAUAUUGAUAUUAUACAAAAUUUA